Molecule: messenger RNA, 1081 nt
Organism: Paramecium pentaurelia
Lineage: Eukaryota; Ciliophora; Oligohymenophorea; Peniculida; Parameciidae
Source: the annotation of a GenBank genome assembly
UAAUGAGUGAUCACGAGAACUCAAAUAUUGACGAAGUCAUAGCUAAGAUAAAAACUCUACCUCUUGCUUAAAGAGUUCAUGCAGUAGCACUAUUCCAUAGUCUCAAACGAAAAUAAUAAUAUGAUGAAGAGUUAGAAGAACAAAUAAAAAAACUCACCAAUUAAUAUGAUCGUCUCAAUUUACCAUUAUAUGAGUAGGUAAUUGAAAAAGUAUUAAUUUGAAAGCAAAAUGAAAUCAUUUUGGGAUAGAGAAUCCCAAAUGAAGUAGAACUAACUAAUUUGCCAAAAUUUGUAAGUGAUGCUGAAACAUAAGAAAUAACAUAAAAUAAUGUUGCAGAACCUUUAGCAGAAUAUUGGUAUAAAGUGUUAAAGAACUCUACUUUGAUAUGUAACAUAAUAUGCUCAUAUUUAAAGCUGACGUUUGUCAUGAUAAUGAGAAAGAUUGGGAUGUGCUUAAAUUCAUCAAGAAAGUUGAAUUGGAUCAUGAAGAGAACAAUAAUAAUUUCACUAUUAAAUUGACUUUCUUACCUAAUGAAUAUUUCACUAAUGAAGUUCUUUAGAAGAAAUUCUUUUUUGAAGAUAAUGAAGACACUCCCAUAAAGAGUGAAUCAACACAUAUUGAUUGGAAAGAUGGAAAAAAUAUCACUUAAAAGAAAGUUUCUAAGAAGUAAAAGAAUAAGAAAACUGGAGCUUCAAGAAAUGUUGAAAAAGUAGUUGAUGCAGAUAGUUUCUUCAAUUUCUUUAAGGAUUUCGAUCUUAGCAAAUAAAAAGAAUUAGAUGAAGAGGAAUUAUAAAAGUAAGAAGAUUUGAUGAAUGAACAUUUUGAUAUAGCAACAGAAUUUUUGGAUUCAAUUGUUCCUUGUUCUUUGGAAUUGUAUUUGGGAAUACAACCAGAAAUGGCAGAAUUAGAUGAUGAUGAAGAUGAUGAAGAAGAAGAAGAAAAUGAUGAUGAUGAUGAUGAAGAUGAUGACAAAAAGAAAUCUGUAUUAUAUACUAUUUAUUUUAGAAACGAAAGAAGUCAAGCAACAGUAAAGGUGGCGAUAAUAAAAAAGCAGAGAAACCAGAUUGCAAAUAAUAAUGAA